Molecule: messenger RNA, 1464 nt
Organism: Adineta steineri
Lineage: Eukaryota; Metazoa; Rotifera; Eurotatoria; Adinetida; Adinetidae
Source: the annotation of a GenBank genome assembly
AUGUUAUUUUUGGUGCUGGUCGCCUUUGUUACCAUGCUGGGCAUGAGUAUUGCUCGUCAAAAACGUUCGAAAGAUGCAAAUGAAACUUCAUCAACAACAACAGUUCCUUGGGGUCCACGUCCAUGGCCAAUAGUAGGUAAUCUUCUUCAAUUGGGUUAUCGUCCAUAUGAAACAAUUUAUCGCUGGUCGAAAAUGUCGAAAUAUGGGCCAAUAUUUCGUCUUCGUCUUGGUUCACAAACAGUUGUUGUUCUCAAUUCAGCUGAAGUUAUUCGUGAAGCUUUACAUGAUCAUAGUGAAGCAUUUGCUGGUCGUCCAUAUCUUUAUAUUAUCAAUGAAACACUUCAUGGCAAAGGUGUUAUAUCAGCUCCAUAUGGUCGAGAAUUUAAUGAUCAUAAAAAAUUUUUAAUAAAAAAUUUCAAUCGAUUUGGUCGUCGAAGAAGAUCAUCAUUAGAAAGUGGUUGUUUAGAUGAAAUACGUUUAGUAGCUGAAAAAUUACGAGAAAAACAAACAUCACCAUUUCAUAUUGGUAAUAUGUUAAGUCAAAUAUCAGGUAAUAAUAUUUGUACACUUACAUUUGGUCGAUAUUUUGAAACAAUGGAUAUAACAAGUUUAUUUGAUAAACUUAAUGAAAAUUUUAAUGAUACAGCAACAAUAGCAUGUUUUAAUUUUCUCCCAUUUACGCGUCGAUUUAAAACAAAUAUAUUUGAUAAUGUUAAUGAUUCAAAUCGUGUCAUACAAAAAUUAGUUAAAGAACGUGAAACAAAUUUUGAAUCCGAUGAUGUUAACAAUAUUGUUGAUGCUUAUUUAGAUCAAAUGGGAAAACAACGAAAUUUUUCCAAAGCAAAUCUUGAUUCAUUAGUACAAGAUUUAUUUGUUGCUGGUACGGAAACAGUAUCAAAUACACUUAAUUGGACAAUAUUUUAUAUUGUAUCACAUCCACAUGUUCAAAAACAAAUUCAUGAAGAAAUUGAUCGUUUUAUUGGAAAAGAUCGAGCACCAUGUGAAAAAGAUCGUACACAAAUGAAUUAUAUUGAAGCUGUUUUACUUGAAUCAAUGCGUUGUCAUUGUGCAGGACCAAUAUUAUUACCACGAGCAACAACACAUGAUAUUACAUUUAAAAAUCAUUUUAUUCCAAAGGAUACAUUUAUACUUGUUAAUAUGUGGUCAGCUAUGAAAGAUGAAGAACAAUGGCCUGAACCAGAAAAAUUUCAACCGGAAAGAUUCUUAGAUGAAAAUCAUAAUCUACAAAAUGUAAAUCAUCCAGCAAUGAUGCCAUUUAGUCUUGGUAAACGGGCUUGUACAGGUGAACAAAUUGCAAAAGUACAAUUAUUUUUAAUAUUAGUCAGUUUAUUUCAAAAAUUUGAAUUUUCCUUUGCUGAUGGAUGGGUACCAAAAGAUCUUUGCGGUCAACCUGGCUUUACACUUCGACCACCUAAUUGUCAAUAUCAAGCUUCUGUUCGUUAA